AUGCCUUUGUUCCUCUUCCUCAAAUUUGUUAUCAUCAGUAGCCUUUUUCCUUUUAUAAACAUUACCAUGGCUUUGGUUUUCAUUCUCUAUUCUAGUGCCUUGGCGUUGGUUACUUAUCUCAUCUUCAAGCACACUCAACAACGCAGGAAGGGUCCUCUACCACCAGGUCCUAAAGGGUUACCUCUCCUCGGAAAUGUACUUGAUCUCCCUCCACCAGGAACGAUAGAAUGGGUUCACUGGCAGAAGCAUAAAGAGAAAUAUGGCCCGAUCUCUUCCGUCUCCGUUCUGGGACAGUUGUUUGUCAUACUGCACGACAAACAGACCAUCACAGAUCUUUUGGAGACGCGGGCUUUGAAAACUGCUUCAAGGCCAAAGCUGGUGUUUGCGGGUGACGUUGUUGGAUAUGAUAGUAUCAUGGGCAUGAUGCCGUUUGACAGGACAUUUCGAUUGCAUCGCAAGCUUACGGCGACCCAAGUCAGCAGUAAGUCCAUUGGCAGAUUCGAGCCCAUACAGGAGCUUGAGAUAUCCCGACUACUUCAACGCAUCCACAAAGACCACAAUAGUGACAAUCUACCCGAACAUUUAAACCAAGUAUCAGGGUCCAUAAUGCUACGAAUUCUUUACAACUACGAAACAGACCCCAGUCAGAACGACCACAUUGUCUCAAUGGCCAAUACAGUCAUGGAAGAGUUCUCUCAAGCGACAAGUCCAGGUGCUUGGGCGGUAGACUUGAUACCGUGGCUCAAGUACCUACCAGAAUGGAUGCCAGGUACAAGCUUCAAAAAGACAGCCAGGAUCUACCGGGACCAUCUACUGCAAAAUGUCAAAGACCCUUAUGAUUAUGUGAGAGAUCAGAUGACUCGCGGCAACGACAAUCUCUCGUAUGUCGCUGGUUUGGUCAAAGAUAUACAUCGGAAAAUCGACCCAGAAGAGGAGAGUGUUAUCCAGUGGACGGCUGCUUCCAUGAUGAACGCCGGCACCGAUACAACCGGCGCCACUCUACUCUCAUUCUUUGCCGCCAUGGUCAUCUACCCCGACGUCCAGAAGCGAGCUCAAGAGGAGAUUGAUCGUAUCAUUGGAGGUUCGCGUCUCCCUUCCUUCUCCGACAAGGCCAAUCUUCCUUACAUCAACGCGAUCGCUCAAGAAACAUUACGCUGGCAUACACUCGCACCCAUGGGGUUCCCACAUAUGACUACAGAAGACGACACUUACAAAGCUCGCUGUCCACGAGCGAUGGAUCCGUUUGCCACAGUCACAGGAGUUGGAUACGCUGAACUGAACUUGUUCGUUGUCCCCCAAGAUGCAUCCUCGUGCAUUAGCCCUGAGGAAUCUAAUCAUGAGGUCGAACGGUAUUGGGACGAACCUCUCAGUACAAUAGCAGUCUUUCAUGACUCAUGUUGGAAUAUGCUACUGGACUAUGUCUCCUUGAAGACAACCAUUGUGUAUGAGAAGAACGACAUUGCUCAGUGUCUCUAUGAUAUUGUCUAUGAUCUUCCGUCAAGUGAGGAUUGCUCCGUUAUUAUCGGACAGCAAGUUCGCCAAAGAUCUGGGCGGGGAAACUCUGUCUUGCCGGCAAGAUACAAAUAUGCAGAAGCAAACCCAGAUAUACUACCCAUCACGCAUGCCAAGGCCACGAAACCCUUUGAAACCGACACUCGACCCUUGCCCUUCGACGCCGACGCCAACAGCUUCUCCAAGCUACCCUUGGAAAUAAUGCAUCACCUUGUCUCAUUUAUGGAUUCUCCAACUCUAUGCAAUUUCAGAUUGUCCUCAAAGGUUAUCGCAAGUCUCGCUCACACCGACAACCUUCCUCAGGCAUUCUGGGCAAGUCGUUUCGCUGCCGACCACGAGAUGGGAUUCUUUCCACUGAACUGGGAAUCUUCAGAUGGUCCCAAAGAUUGGCGUCGAUUAUAUUUCUAUUUGAGAGACAACCUAAAGAAUCGAUCCCGAACCGGUCACAUGCGGAGUCGAAGACGGAUCUGGAGUUGUAUCAAGCGCUUGAGGUUUCUCAUCAAGAUGAUGAUCCAGCACACUCCUGACUUUCAAGACAACGGGAGCCUCCUAAAAGACAUUGAUGUACAAGGUCUCCAUAUUACUGACAUGAUUAAAGGUCUCACUACAUUAAAUCCGCUCAGAAAAAAAGGCUCGCAGUUUCUUGUCAUCGAUCCAAAACAGGCCAAGACUGAUGGCUUGCGGAUGUCCAUAUCCACCAUAACCCUUCAAUCCGUUAGUUAUAUCUGUGGCUUGAGGAUCUCUACAGGAGAUGACAAAUUUACUGGAGACGAGAUCUCACGCGUCGGUUUUGUUUUACCCUCCACCGAGACGCAUCUCUGUAUUAGUAAAUCAGCACGUUUGGUGGCUAUCCGAGUCGCUGUCUCGAUUGGAGGUAUAAUCGGAAUUGAACUUGAGGAAGAGGACGCUAUGGGCCAGGUCAUGUGGCAAUCGAUGGGUCAACUAAGAGAUCUACCUGAUUUCUCUGGUAUAGUAACUCUCAAGCCGAAAAAUGAGAGUCAGAUCUCCGGACUCAUCCUCGGCUUCGAUUCUUAUAAAGCCAUAUCGAUUCAGUUGGUAGAAAGGGCUAAUCACUGGGGUCAAAAAUCCUCCCCAAGGCUCAAGUCCUGGGUAUGGCAUUCCGUCGAACCAAGCUCACAUACUCUUAUCAUGCCACCCGACAUGGAACGAGUCUUUAUUAACGACCAACCGACUGUCGCAUUCAAUAUGGAUUUCGGUGGCCCAGAUGGAACCUGGCUUCCACUUCUUGUUCAUAUUUCGGUUCUUACCUUUGAACAAACCGACGGACUUAGGGGGUUCGCUUUCUACUAUAAAGACGGAUCUUGCAAACGAUCAUGA
Messenger RNA from Fusarium poae, 2850 nucleotides. RefSeq lists its product as uncharacterized. The record is from RefSeq and is a predicted model, not a curated record. NCBI's taxonomy places the organism in Eukaryota, Fungi, Ascomycota, Sordariomycetes, Hypocreales, Nectriaceae. The coding region runs from base 1 to 2850 and encodes 949 amino acids. The transcript has 6 exons. Gene Ontology annotation, molecular function: monooxygenase activity; heme binding; iron ion binding.